This is a messenger RNA of Lathyrus sativus (Indian pea), 1968 nucleotides long. The record is from the annotation of a GenBank genome assembly. Lineage: Eukaryota; Viridiplantae; Streptophyta; Magnoliopsida; Fabales; Fabaceae.
AUGGCAGAUAGAAACACAUUGGUCACUAUGCACUAUAACGGUUCCGUGUUUACUGAUGAAAAUAUCGGUUUUUCAUUCAACGGAACAGAUACGGUGAUGUUCAAACUUCACCGAAGUUCUGAUAUCCGUCAUCUAAAAGAUAGAAUUGAAAAAAAAGUGAAUCGUUCUGUCCAGGAUAUUACUUACCGUCAACCAAUACGUAAUGGGGUAGACGAUGAUGUGUUCUACGUAAUGAUGCAGAUAGAUACAGACAGCGCAGUCAAAUCAAUGUUUCAAUGUCAUUACACAAUGCCCCAGUUGAAGACAAUUGAAUUAUAUGUUCGCCUUGAAGACGAGGCAUAUCCAACGCAAUCAUCAUAUUCGCAUCAAUACGGGGUGAGCCAAACAACUGAUGAUGAAAUAACGCAAAAUAAUGAACCUUUCAUCCGGAACGAGGAGGUUGGUGAAUACAGUGACGAUGAGCUCGAUGAUGUUCGCUUUGAAGACCUAUUCGGUGAUGACGAUGACGACGGUCACGAUGAACUCAUGCAGUCAGAGGUAAUAUAUGCUCAACCCAUAAAUCUGUACAAUCCACCAGUUCAUAUGUCAAACAUAUGUAUGGAGUCAUCUCAACCCAUCUAUAUUUUUGAAAAUGAAAAACCAAACCAUAAUGGUGAAAAUUUGGAAGUAGGCUUGGUGUUUGAAAAUAAGGAAGAAUGUGUUCUUUUUUUACAACAUUGGCAUAUUAGUAACAACCUUGACUAUGCAGUAUAUAAAUCUGAUUCAGUAAGGUAUAUAAUAAAAUGUACAAACCCACAAUGCGUCUUCAAAUGUAGAGCUGCUGUGCGUAAAAAAAGCACAUUAUGGGAGAUCGCUACUAUAAAGGGUUCACACACGUGCACUACAACCUCAAUGUCACAGGAUCAUAGAAAAUUAGAUUCUGAAAUUAUUAGCCACAGCAUCAGAGAACUUGUUAACAGCGACGCUUCACUGAAAGUCAAAGUUAUACAAGCCCACAUUGCUGAAAAAUACGGUUAUAGAAUCUCGUAUCGGAAAGCUUGGAUUGCAAAGAUCAAAGCUGUAGAAGCACUUUAUGGAAAUUGGGAGACGUCUUACAAUGACCUACCACAGUGGUUGUUGGUGCUGAAGACAUAUCUUCCUGGAACUGUUAUACAGUUGGAAACAUUGCCGAUUAUUACAGAUGACGGAACCCAGUUGGGUGACAAACGAAAAUUUCACCGACUUUUUUGGGCAUUUGAACCGUGUAUCCGUGGUUUUAGUUUCUGUAAACCAAUCGUGCAAAUAGACGGAACCUGGUUGUACGGCAAGUACAAAGGGACUUUGUUAAUGGCUGUGGCACAAGAUGGAAAUGGUAACAUUUUUCCGAUAGCGUUUGCAUUGGUUGAAGGAGAGACAAAGGAUGGUUGGAGUUUCUUUCUCAAGAAUUUGAGAAUGCACGUGACCCCCCAGGCCAAUCUUUGUCUAAUAUCCGACCGACAUCCAUCAAUCAAGAGUGCUUACGAUGAUCGCGAGAGAUUCUGUUUUAUGGUUGCCGAAUGCAUUAACCAACGCGAUGGCCGACCAUUAGGUACUUUUAGCGUUGAUCUCAGGAGAGGGUGGUGCGAUUGUGGGAGGUUUCAGGCAUUUCAUUUACCUUGCUCUCAUGUAAUCGCAGCAUGUGCCAGUAUACGACAGGACCAUAACAUGCACAUACCAGAUGUUUUCAAAGUUCUAAGUGUAUUCAAAGUAUACAGCCAAAGCUUCCUUGGACUACCCCACCAGCAAAAUUGGCCAACAUAUGAAGGAUUCACUCUUUGCCAUGACGAGACAAUGCGACGAAAUAAGAAAGGGCGUCCAAAUAGUACAAGAAUUACAACUGAAAUGGACGAUUUUGAGAAAGAAAAGAGAAGAUGUGGGAUUUGUCGAGAAAUCGGUCAUAUGCGGAGAAAAUGUCCAAACGUGGCAGGCCCAUCAAAUCGGCCAGUCUAA